Messenger RNA from Entamoeba invadens IP1, 2517 nucleotides. RefSeq lists its product as hypothetical. NCBI's taxonomy places the organism in Eukaryota, Evosea, Mastigamoebida, Endamoebidae. The coding region runs from base 1 to 2517 and encodes 838 amino acids. The transcript is spliced from 2 exons. The record is from RefSeq and is a predicted model, not a curated record.
AUGAAGCGCAUUGAAACUGUUUUUAUGAUGAAUGUGUCAUUGUAUUUCACAAACAAAGAAAUUGUAUUGAACUUUAUUUGUGUUAACAAAAAGUGCUUUCUUUCAAUAAGUUCUUUACAUGUCAAUCUUUCGUUUGCAAAUGAAAAGUCUCUUGUGUGGUUUCUCGAACAUUUCAAGGUAAAUACAGUUGAUCUUAAUUUUCUUACAACACCAGAAACAUUUCUUUCAGAAGCAAAACAAAUACGAAACUUUAUGUUAAAAUCAAGAAAAGCCCCCAAAGAUAUAUUAAAAAUUGUGGAAAAAUUUAAAAUAGGAACAGAAGUUGAUCGUAGUUUUGUCGAACUUCUUUGUGAGAGUAUAGAACGACUCAGUUCCCUUUAUUGUAAAAUUGAAUUUAUCAAAAUCUUUAUUGAAACUUUUAUUGAGCAAAAUGUAGACAUCGCAUACUUUCCAAAAUUUAUUUACAUUUCAAACGUACUAGAUACAGCCGACGAAGACUUUGUAUAUCUUGAAAACAUCUCAGUCAAAUUUGGGUGCAAAUUUAUAAUGUGUGUAGAUAGACAACCACCAUUUCCAACAUGUAAACACAAAAACGUUUAUUGUUUUGCAGAAACACUCAUACUUGAUAAAAUUGGUGUGUUCAGUCCUUUGAGAUGUGACACCACCAUUAUUGUUAAUGAGAACACAACAAACGAUAAAUUGGACACAAUUGAAAAUCUGGCAAACGAAUACUUAGUCACAAAACUUACGAUGAAAACAGUGGACGGAAGUCGGAAAAUAGUAAACAAGCUUCCUCAAUUGCGAACAGUUGAAGUAUUGAUUCUUGACAAUUUGAAUGUUUCAGUCUUAAAUUGUAACAAAUUUAUUACAUUACCAUUUACAAGUGUUACGGACCUCACUUUGAUAGAAAUCAAGAAAUUCACACUUCCACUUUUCGAUAAUUUAAAAAAACUGACAGUAAAAAAGUGCAUAGCAAACAUCUUUUUAAUACCAGAAAAAUGUUUUGGGGGUAUUGAUGUUGUGUAUUCCAAACACAACACUUUUAUAUUUUACAACACAACAGGAAAACAAAUCCACUUAAAUGGAAUUUCUCAAAAUGUAAUUCAAGUUGUUAAUAAAACGCAAACUUUGCCUUCUUUUGUUAUUAAAAAUUGUAAAAAAUUGAACAUUUUGUGUGAAAAAAUGUGGUACUUAGAGUUGGAUACUAAUAAUGGCAUUAUUUCUCAAUGUUUGACAUCAAUAGGUGAAUUUGUAAUAAACAAUUCAAAUUUUGUGUUUUACAAUAAAGUUGAAAUUGAAAACGUUAUGUUUACCAAUAACAGCAAAAUGCUAAAUUCAUUGUUUGAUAUCAAAAAAAGUUUGGUGUUUGUUGAUGUUGACAAUUUCACGUUUGAAAGUGAUGUGAUAUCAUGUAAUAACAUUGGGAUGUUUAAUUGCAAAAACAUUGAAUUGAAGAUUAAAGAAAAUACUAUCAAAGCUGUUUUUGUUAAAUGUUGUGAAAACAUCACAAUAGAUAACACGUUAAAUACAAUCGAAAAUUUAUACAAUGUUAACAACAGUAACAUGAAAGUGCCUGACUGUCUGUUAAAGUUGGGUGAUGCAACUCAGAAAGAAAAUGAAAAUUUUGACCUUUUAAAAGAGCCAAACGAGUUUUACAAAAUUCAAUUCUUCGACGCUUUGAUGCUCAAAAACGAAUAUAACAAAAUCUUUGAUUUUUCCUAUGGUUUCAUAGAGACAUUGAAAUUGUCGAAUCUCAAAAAUUGCUCUUUCCUUUCACUCAAAUUGUGUUGUGUUCAUCUUGUUAUAGAAAAUUGCUUAAUGGAUAAAAAAUUCAAAAUUGUUUCUGCAAAUACAAUUUCAAUUAUUAACAGUCAAAAUGUACAAAUAGGACUUUAUGAGAAUGUUGUUGAUGAAGUUAAUUGUGUCAACUCGGCCGUUUCACUUCGGAUUUGUUUCGAUGAACUUGAAUAUGUCAAGUGUUUAACUGAAUAUGUCAAAGUGUUGAAAUUGACAAAUUCCACAUGUUUUUGUCGAAAUUUCCAAGUUGGGAAAGUGUUUUUAGACUUGACAAAUUACAAAGAAAAUGAUGAAAAGUGCUUUUGUUACAACACAAAGAAAUUCCAAAUCGAAAAUUUUCACGACAAGAAAAUUGAAAUCAAUCGAAAUGGUGACGUUGACGAAAUCAAAUUUGUUUCGUGUGAUAAUUGUGAAUUGAAUUUUAAACUAAUUUCAAAUAUUUCAAUUACAACAGAAAAUUGCAAAAAUAUGAAAUUUUACAUUCCAAAAUUUUCAAAACACGAAUUCAAAGAAACUCCAACAAACGAAUUAGUUGAACUCGAAGUACCUACUUUUCAAAAACAAAAAUUGUGUUAUAACAACGAACAGUACAAAGAAGUGGAUAACUUCGCAUUUGCAUUAAGUCACACCAACCAAUUUAACAAUUUCAACAAAAACCCACAUCUGUACGAAGACUUAAAAACAAUGUUUUAUAUGUAUUUAGCACAAAUUUUUAUCUAA